Molecule: messenger RNA, 1896 nt
Organism: Penicillium canescens
Lineage: Eukaryota; Fungi; Ascomycota; Eurotiomycetes; Eurotiales; Aspergillaceae
Product: putative very-long-chain acyl-CoA synthetase family protein (CefD1)
Exons: 4
Coding region: 1-1896 (631 amino acids)
Molecular function (GO): long-chain fatty acid-CoA ligase activity; long-chain fatty acid transmembrane transporter activity
Source: RefSeq, a predicted model, not a curated record
AUGGAUUUAGGAACUGCUGCCGCUGCCUUGCUUGGUGGUGCUACUGUCGCCAGCUAUCUAAACGCCAAAUUUCACAUCAAGAAAGACGUGUCAAGCAUACUCACAGCGAAGAAAGCAGAACGCGAAUAUGCUCGGGCUGUCAGCCAUAGCCGUGGGAAUCCGUGGUUUGUCCUGUUGGAGACUGUGAAGCGCCACCCCGACAUGACCUGCCUUUGGACUCGGGAGAGAUCAUACACAUAUCAGGAAGUGCAAGAUCAGGCCUGCCAAUAUGCCCACUUUUUCUUAUCGCAGGGCGUGAAGAAGGGCGAGCUUGUGGCUGUCUAUCUUCAGAACAGUGCAGAGUUUAUGGCGGUGUGGGUGGCCCUCUGGAGCAUUGGCUGUGCCCCUGCUGCUAUCAAUUACAAUCUUUCUGGUGAUGCGCUCUUGCACUGCUUGAAGAUCAGUGGCUCGAAGCUUCUCUUAGUCGACGAAGACUCCGGCUGUCGGGCGCGCGUAGGGGAAUCUCUGGAUGCCAUCACUGACCUCGGAAUGAAACCCAUGACGCUUGAUGGCUCCCUCAAGGCGCAAAUUAGCACUUUCUCGACAUCUCCGCCGCCAAAGGAGCUGGCGAAGCAUAUCAAGGGCGAGUUCCCAGCCAUUCUGAUCUAUACUUCGGGAACCACUGGGUUGCCCAAGGGCUGCGCAUUCACCAUGGCUCGACUCUACACUACUCUCUUCAUACGCCAGGGGAUGAUGGGGGACAAACCUGGCCCGGACGGUGAUCGAUGGUACAGUUGCAUGCCUUUAUACCACGGUACUGGUGCGAUUUCACUGGCCUGCUGUUUGGUCAUGGGAGUCAGCAUCGCCAUCGGUCCCAAGUUCAGUGUUCGCAACUUCUGGAAUGAUAUUCGCGACUCUGAAUCUACUAUUUUUGUCUACGUCGGCGAGACAGCUCGCUAUCUGCUUGCUCCGCCGCCCUCACCCCAAGACAAAAACCACAAGGUCCGGUGCAUGUACGGUAACGGCCUUCGCCCAGACGUUUGGGAACAAUUCCGUGACCGAUUUGGCGUUCCAGAUGUAGGAGAGUUCUUCAACAGCAGCGAGGGAAUCUUCGGUCUCUUCAACUACAACCGCGGUCCAUUCACGGCUGGCAGUGUUGGCCACCAUGGGCUGAUCAUGCGUGGGGUAAUGCAUAAUGUCUACGUUCCGGUGGCAAUUGACCCGGAAACUGGCGACAUCCUUCGGGAUUCAAAGACAGGCUUUGCAGUUCGCUCGCCUUAUGAGCAGGGCGGAGAGAUUCUCGUCAAUAUCCCCGGCGAAGAAGUUUUCCAGGGAUACUGGCGCAAUACUGAAGCGACCAAUAAGAAAUUCCUGCGUGAUGUCUUCAAGAAGGGAGAUCUGUACUACCGCUCCGGUGAUGCUCUGCGCCGACUUAGUGACGGUCGUUGGUACUUCCUCGACCGACUGGGCGAUACUUUCCGUUGGAAGAGUGAAAAUGUCGCUACUGCCGAAGUCUCCGAGGUCAUCGGUCGGUUCCCUGGCGUGACCGAGGCCAACGUGUACGGUGUCCGGCUCCCAAAUCACGAAGGACGAGCCGGUUGUGCAGCGAUCCAGAUUAGCCCAGAGGCCCGUCAGACAUUUGACUUCACAGCACUUGCUCGCUUUGCCCGCUCUAAGCUUCCCCGAUAUGCUGUUCCGCUUUUCCUGCGUGUUGUCGAAAAUCCCACUCAUAUCCACAACCAUAAACAGAACAAGGUACCUCUCCGCGACGAGGGUGUAGAUCCUGCGCUCCUUGGUACAAAGGCACCAGCAGGGAAGGAUGAUCAUUUCCUUUGGAUUGCCCCUGGUGAAGACAGCUAUUCGCCCUAUGGACAGAAGGAGUGGAAUCAAUUGUCAGACGGGAGUGCUCGGUUGUAA